Molecule: messenger RNA, 271 nt
Organism: Staurois parvus
Lineage: Eukaryota; Metazoa; Chordata; Amphibia; Anura; Ranidae
Source: the annotation of a GenBank genome assembly
AUGGGCACUGAUAUGUGGCAUUGAUGUGCACUGAUGGGCACUGGUAUGUGGCAUUGAUGUGCACUGAUGGGCACUGUGUGCAUCAGGGGCGGACUGACAAAUCAUGUGGCCCCCGGGCAAUAGGGGAUCAUGGGGCCCCUGUGUCCUUGCCCAAACUCAAAAAAGCCUAUUAAAAAGGUACCAGGGGCAUCUCAUGGGGCCCCCUACUGACCCCGGGCCCUCGGGCAGUGCCCGAGUUUCCAAAUGGUCAGUCCGCCCCUGGUGUGCAUUU